AAAUGUGCAUGAUAUAAAUAAAGUUUAGAACAUUUUUUAUUUUAGACAAAAUGAGAACUUCCCUGGUCAGAUUUGGUCUCGGCUUCGGCCACCUUGGAGUUAAGGUGAGAGGUACAACGAAGUACCAUCUUUCUCCCAUGGAACAGAGAGCUUUUGCCGGAGCUAUUUCUAGUGGAGUUCCUAAUACACUCUGGAGAAUUAGGCGAUCUAUUCUGACCGUGGUUCCUCCUUUUAUAAUCGCCUACCUUAUCUACGAUGCAUCAGAGAAGGAGCAUGAUCGCCUUCAGAGAAAGCAGCCCGGUCAGUUUGAUCACGAGGUUUAAGGAAACCAGAGUUCAGUUUUCCCGCAUUUUCUCAAGAGAAUGUUUGCGAAGUUUUUAUGUCACCCUGCAGAUAUUGUAAGCCAUCAAUAAUUCACAACAUUUUUAUUUCAACUUUGAAGUAAAAACAACUGCUAGCCAUUGGUACUUUUGUGAAUCAAUGAUGGCCCUUUGUAAAUGCAGGGAAGUUUAGAAUUGCGUUAAAUGUUCUUUUCUUAGUUCGGGAAUUCAUAUUUUUUAUCUCAAUUAGUCGAAUAUAGCUCUUUUUGUAAAAUUAUAAAAAAUGGAUUUAUUAAAACUGUCGAAUUAUUGUCACUAAUGAAACAUAUGUCAUGUUUUCAGA
Eurytemora carolleeae is the source of this 663-nucleotide messenger RNA. RefSeq names its product cytochrome b-c1 complex subunit 8 (gene UQCR-Q). The transcript is spliced from 4 exons. The coding region runs from base 51 to 323 and encodes 90 amino acids. Gene Ontology annotation, biological process: mitochondrial electron transport, ubiquinol to cytochrome c. NCBI's taxonomy places the organism in Eukaryota, Metazoa, Arthropoda, Copepoda, Calanoida, Temoridae. The record is from RefSeq and is a predicted model, not a curated record.